Molecule: messenger RNA, 6012 nt
Organism: Rattus norvegicus (Norway rat)
Lineage: Eukaryota; Metazoa; Chordata; Mammalia; Rodentia; Muridae
Source: RefSeq, a predicted model, not a curated record
UGAGAGGUGAAGCACAUGUCUUUAAAGAACACAGCAGAGCAGACUGAGGCGAGAGUGCUCUGGACGCAGACCGCAGGGAGGAGAGCUUGUAGCUAGAGAAAGCGUGAUGUCAUCUCCUCCACUUCCUUCUUCCGGUGAAGGAGGAGGAAAAUGAGAAUGAAUCACUGUGAACGAGGCCAGCACCACCGAAAGGGGAAUAGCUAUCAGGAACCAGAGACUCACUCCUGUCUCCUCUGCCCCACUAAUUGAUGGACUCUGAGGUGACUGCUUUUGAAAGGGCGGUUGUGGGUUUGGCUGUGUCUCACUCGGCUUAGAAUAGUCAUCUCUUGAAGUUGUUAAUUUUCUCUUUCUUGCUUCCCAAAAUAGACCAAGUGCUGUUCUCUUUGCUGGACGUCACAACACGGGUGCUGAGAGGUGCUCCCUGUGGGGAACCCUAAGGGACACAAAAGGGAGUUGAAAAGACGCCUUCUGGGAUUAGCAGGACUCCAGAAGAAGAAAAGGGGGUCUUGCCAAGUUUUCUGAGGCUUGAAUAAAUUUUAAGUUCUUAGGAGGAGUAAGACAGAGCCUGGCUUAUUGGCCCAGGCCUGUGAUCCCAGCACUGUGGCGACUAGGGGUUUGAGAGCUCAAGGCCAGCUGGUUUCUUAGUGAAACCCUGUCUCAAACACACAAACUAAUAGAGAAAACAGAACAAGAGAGAAGUUUCAACCACAAGUUUGGGAGGAAGAUUUGAGGCUUUCUGGUCUUGAAGGAAGGUAGAGCUGAGAUCCAGGGGAAGCUGACUGUGAAGCCUCCUUUGAUGAUCUGCUCUGCUCUCAUCCCGUCCUUCAGAUGCUCUCUCUGUCUGUGAGAAGUGGUACAGCCCAAGCUGCUUAUUGCAGGCGGCUGCAUGUUUGGGAAUUCAUCUCAAGAAGAUAGAGAUCUCAUUCGACGCUGUAAAGAACACAGCAGGCCCUGCCUGCAUGGAAAGGCUUUCACCUACCUGCUUGUCUCACAGUGCAGCCACUGCCACCUCCCCGCCUUAUACCUCCCUCGUGUCCUUGUGUCCCUGUGUCCUCGAGUGGGAACAGCAAAGGGUUACCUCAUUUAUAGACGUUCUGAGGAUUUGCAAAGCUGAGAGGUGACCCUGAGAGGUGACCCUGAGAGGUGACCCUGAGAGAGGAGAUGAAGAGAUGAGGACAGGCUCUUCUAGCCUAGGCUUCUGUGUGGAUCGGCCCCAAGCCUUCUUGUUCCAGAGGCUUAGUGUGCAGGUCCUCCCACCGAGUGCCACUGAGGCCUGCACCCUCCCCUCUGUCCCCUGGUGGGCGAGUGCCUCAUUCAGCACUGCAAGUGCCAGCUUCAGUGUUGUAGGCAAAGCCGCAUUCCUGCCCGUCCCAGGAGGUCAGGGCUGGGUUAGGCUUGGGGGAGACAGUGGAGGAGCACCAACCAUCUGCUGUUCUUGUCAGUCAGAUAAAUAAAGGAUCGCAGAGUCCAGGGCUGCCGAGCUGCUGAGGCGCCAGAUUCAUCCAUGGUGAUUUCCUGUUGGUGGAGCACACUUGGGUGUGAGGCAAAUCCAGCGAAGCCAUCGCACCAGUGGGGACUGUGUGUUCUGCGUAGAUGAAAAGUGGGUGUGCGCCUGUGUAGUGCACAACUCUGCUGUGUGCAUGCACCAGCUGCCUACAGACCAACUACACCUGCGAAACAGAUGGGGCCUGCAUGGUCUCCAUCUUUAACCUGGAUGGCAUGGAGCACCACGUACGCACCUGCAUCCCCAAGGUGGAGCUUGUGCCUGCUGGGAAGCCCUUCUACUGCCUGAGUUCAGAGGACCUGCGCAACACGCACUGCUGCUAUAUUGACUUCUGCAACAAGAUUGACCUGAGGGUGCCCAGUGGACACCUCAAGGAGCCUGAGCACCCCUCCAUGUGGGGCCCUGUGGAGCUGGUCGGCAUCAUUGCCGGUCCUGUCUUCCUCCUCUUCCUCAUCAUCAUCAUCGUCUUCCUGGUCAUCAACUAUCAUCAGCGUGUCUACCACAACCGCCAAAGACUGGACAUGGAGGACCCCUCAUGUGAGAUGUGUCUCUCCAAAGACAAGACGCUCCAGGAUCUCGUCUACGAUCUCUCCACUUCAGGAUCGGGCUCAGGGUUACCCCUUUUUGUCCAGCGCACAGUGGCCCGAACCAUUGUUUUACAAGAGAUUAUCGGCAAGGGCCGGUUUGGGGAAGUAUGGCGUGGCCGCUGGAGGGGUGGUGAUGUGGCUGUGAAAAUCUUCUCUUCCCGUGAAGAGCGGUCGUGGUUCCGGGAGGCAGAGAUCUACCAGACUGUCAUGCUGCGCCAUGAAAACAUCCUUGGGUUUAUUGCUGCUGACAAUAAAGACAAUGGCACCUGGACCCAGCUGUGGCUUGUCUCUGACUAUCACGAGCACGGCUCACUGUUCGAUUAUCUGAACCGCUACACAGUGACCAUUGAGGGGAUGAUUAAACUGGCCCUGUCUGCAGCCAGUGGUUUGGCACACCUGCAUAUGGAGAUUGUGGGCACUCAGGGGAAGCCUGGAAUUGCUCAUCGAGACUUGAAGUCAAAGAACAUUCUGGUGAAGAAGAAUGGCAUGUGUGCCAUUGCAGACCUGGGCCUAGCUGUCCGUCACGAUGCUGUCACUGACACCAUAGACAUUGCUCCAAAUCAGAGGGUGGGAACCAAACGAUACAUGGCUCCUGAAGUACUUGACGAGACCAUCAACAUGAAGCACUUUGACUCCUUCAAGUGUGCCGAUAUCUACGCCCUCGGGCUUGUCUAUUGGGAGAUUGCUCGGAGGUGCAAUUCUGGAGGAGUCCAUGAAGAGUAUCAACUGCCAUAUUAUGAUUUAGUGCCCUCUGACCCUUCCAUUGAGGAAAUGCGAAAGGUCGUCUGUGACCAGAAGCUACGGCCCAAUGUCCCCAACUGGUGGCAGAGUUAUGAGGCCUUGCGAGUGAUGGGGAAGAUGAUGCGGGAGUGCUGGUACGCCAAUGGUGCUGCCCGCCUGACAGCGCUGCGCAUCAAGAAGACUUUGUCCCAGCUAAGCGUGCAGGAAGACGUGAAGAUUUAAGCUGUUCCUCUGCCUACGCAAAGAACCUGGGCAGUGAGGAUGCCUGCAGCCACCGUGCAAGCGUGGAGGCCUACCUCUUGUUUCUGCCCAGCCCUCUGGCCAGAGCCCUGGUCUGCAAGAGGGACAGAGCCUGGGAGACGCACACUCCCUACUGGGUUUGAGACAGACACUUUUUAUAUUUACCUCCUGAUGGCAUGGAGACUCUGAGAGCAAAUCAUGUAGAUGACUCGAUGCCACAACUCGCACUGCGUGCAGUGGGAAGGACAGAAAGCCCAGUGCAUCUGGCAUGUUGCCAGGAGUGGUGAUGGGUGCUGGGCUCGCCUGGGAGCAGCCCCCAUACCGUGUUGUCCACUGGACUGCAGGUUUCCUCCAGGGACCAGUCAACUGGCAGAUACUGAGAGGAACCGGAAGUGUCCUCCCUUUUACCUGUGGGCAGUCCUGAGCCACGCCAUCCCCUUCUCAUCUGGAGGGACUGCCCCUAGAGACACAACCUGCUGCCUGUCUGUCCAGCCAAGUGCGCAUGUGCCGAGGUGUGUCUCACAUUGUGCCUGGUCCGUGCCUCGCCCGUGUGUGUGUGUGUGUGUGUGUGUGUGUGUGUGUGUGUGUGUAUGUGUGUGUAGGUGUGUGUGAGUGUGUGUGUUAGUGUAGGUGUGUGAGAGUGUGUGUGUAGGUGUGUGAGUGUGGGUGUGUGAGAGUGUGUGUAGGUGUAUGUGAGUGUGUAAGUGUGUGUAGGUGUGUGAGUGUGUAGGUGUGUGAGUGUGUGUAGGUGUGUGUGAGUGUGUGCAGGUGUGUGUGAGUGUGUGUAGAUGUGUGUGUGUACCUGCUUGAGCUUUCUGUGCAUGUGCAGGCCAGGGUGUGGUGGCUGUACUGUCUCUGAGUGAGUGAGGCUGCCUCUCACAGUGAGCAGCAUGUAGUUAACCUGGUACCCUCCUGAGGUGUCUCCUGCCCCCAGCCCCUGUCCUGGAGGUCCUCUUCUCAGCAGGCUGCUUACCCACCCUGUGUCACAGGCCCUCCUCUUCCAUUUCAGACCAGAACCAAAGCUGGCCCACUUGUCCAUGGUAGGAGAAGCUUUUGGGUCAAAAUGAGAGGGACUCGAUGAGCAGAGAAAGAAUGUCUCGCUGGGUUUUGGGUGUUGUGUUUCAGCAUCAGCCAUGAGAAAUGAGCCAGCCCGAGGGCACCGUCCUUAACAGCCUGAGGAAUCCCGAGCCAGAGCUUGGGACUCAGACCGGAAUGUAACAUCUGUUUGUCCCACCCAGACUCUGCAAACUGCAGUGUAUAUUUUUGGUGGUGGUGGCAGUGGUGGGUUUAGGGUGGGGAGGGGUGGGCUGCAGGGCGUGGGGAGGGAGGCUGGGAUGGGAGGAAGGCAUCUGCAUGGGCCGCCUUGUGCUGGAUUUCUGAUCAGGGUAGAGGGAAUGUGAGAGGUUUGCAUCCACUUUAGGGUCCCUACUGAGGAGAGCAGUCUGAGCUGAGUAUGGGGUUUAACCAAGUGUAGUAUUUAAUGGGUUCUAGAAGCCUGGCUGUGGGUGGUGAUUUGGUCAGCAUCUAGGUAUAUAAUAACUUUGAAGCCAUAACUUUUAACUGGAGUGGUUUAUUUUAAUUCAUUUUAUUUUAUUUUAUUUUAGGGGGAGGGUCAGGAUUUUAACUUUAAUAUUGUUAAGUUUUGUAAAAGGAGAACCAUCUCUGCGACAAUUACCUCUUAGUCUGUUUGUUUUUUAAAGAAAUCCCUAAAACAAACAAAACAAAAAUUGUCUAGACUCAGACGCACAUAGUUCAGUCACUGGAAACGCCUGCUCUGCUCCUGAGCCUGAUCCCGCUGAGCAGGAAGGGCCGCAUUUCCCCAUGGGGCUGGCAGCCUUGUACGCCCUGCACACCGACCCCAUCCCACGAGCAGCUCCCCGGCCUGUGCACUGUCCGGCUGGCUGCACCCUUUCCAGACAUUUGCUCAGCAAAUUUGGGUUGUGUGCCUGCUGAGCGCUGGCCUGGGAGGAUCUCCUGAGAGCGGGACAGGCCCGGGCGCUGCUCCUGGAGGGAGAACUGAAUCGUGAGUGGAUGAGCACCCACUUUUGAGACCAGAAGUGCUCAUGGCUGACCCUGAGAACCUUUAUGAGCUCUGUUCUUAAAGACCACUAAGGAACGGGAAGGGGAGCCCCUGGCAAGCGGUGGGGCCUGGAGACUGAAUUCAUCGCCAGGAGCCCUUCCUGCCCCAAGGGAGGCAUGAGUAUGCGCAGGGAAACUGUCUCCCCAUAGUCUCGGUCUUUCUAUUUAUUUCCUGGUGUAUAGCUUCUUUCCUUGCUUUAAAGGGAUCCUCCUUUAAUUCCUUGGGCCAAUUUACUGGCCACUGAACAGUGUCCCUUGAGUCCCAACUGUGUCUUUGGGGGAACCUCUUUACCCACCCCUGCUGACCUCCCACUUCCCACCCUGCAGCUGAGUCUCCGUGAUUACAGGUGGUUGAAUGGUAGAAUCCUCUCUGCCUCUGUUACCUGCCAGCAGCAGCAGCCCCACAGCGACCCCCACACCACCGGACUACUCCCAGGAGACCCUUCUGCCCUCUGUGCAGUUCAGCUCGUCCACCUCUCAGGAAGACUUGAGCAGGUUUGGGGGAAACUCCACUCCCACCCCAUCACUCUACAUUAAGCUGAGAGUUGGGAGAAACUGAAGCUGUGGUUUGGCUCCCUGAGGCCACCCUGAUCCACAGGGCUACCUGCACCUCUGGAUCUGGAUUCAUAGACCAAGUCUAAGCCCGUUCUUAGGUCGCCGUCAAGGCCCCUGAACGGUAUUCUCGGUACUUCUGUUUGUUUUUUGUACAAUUUAUUAGAAAGGACUGUAAAAUAGCCACUUAGACACUUUACCUCUCCAGUAUGCAAGUGUAAAUAUAUUGUAAUAUAGGAAAUUUUUGUUUUAAUAUAAGAACGAGCCUGUCCAGUUUCUGCUGUACAUUAUUAAAGUUUUAUUGACAGA